AUGGUUCAGCAACAAAAUAUGUGGUGUGAGAUAUGUGGAAGUAGUGAACAUGUGGCUGAAUACUAUAGAGCAAAUCCAGAGUCGGUAAAUUUUGUGGGUAAUGCACCUAGAAAUGGUGGAAACCAAAACUAUAGAAACACAUAUAACCCAAAUUGGAGAAACCAUCCUAACUUCUCAUGGGGUGAAAAUCAGCAAAAUCAACAGCAAGGGCAGACUCAAUACAGACCACAAAGAGGUGGACAACAAUACAACAAUCAUGGUCAAGGAUACAAUCCUCCGAGUCAGAGUAAUCAAGGACCAGGAAAAUCAGGAAGCAUGAGUGUAAAGGACAUGUUGAAACAGAUCAUGACAGACCAAGCUAAGCUAGCUGCAAAUGUUCGACAGAAUCAGUUAGCUACCCAACAGUUAGAAAAACAGCUUGGGCAAUUGGCAAGUGUACAAAGUUCUCGCCAACAAGGGGGUUUACCAGGUAACACUGAUCCAAACCCCAAACAGGUAUAUGCUAUAAGUACCCGCAGUAGUCUUCCACUCACUGAAUUGGCUUCCAAAGCCAAAUCAACAGAGGAUAUCCCAAAGUACGCUAAAUUCAUUAAGUAUACUGUGGCCAAUAAAAGCAAGUUAGCUGAAUUUGCAAUAGUGGCACUCACUGAAGAGUGUAGUUCAAGAAUCUUGAACAAAAGUAAGCUUCCAACUAAACUAAAAGAUCCAGGUACUUUCAUGGUACAAGUAACCAUUGGUAAAUAUAGUAAUGCUAGAGGUCUAUAUGAUCUAGGUGUUAGUAUUAACUUGAUGCCUAGAUCCACGCUUAAGAAAUUGGGCCUGGAAGAACUUAAAGCAACCACUAUCUUGCUACAGUUAGUUGAUCAUUCUGUAGCUAGACCUGACGGUAUCAUUAAAGAUGUUUUGGUACAAGUAGGAUCCCUCAUUUUCCUUGUUGACUUUAUUGUUUUAGAUUUUGAGCCUAACCCUGAUAUUCCUUUUAUCUUGGGACGCCCGUUCUUGGCAAUAGUUGGGGCACUUAUUGAUGUGGCUGCAGGUAGAUUGACUAUGAGAGCACACGAUAAAGUAAAAGUGUUUGAUGUAUAUCAUGCACUGAAGUUAUCUGCAAUCUAUGAAGAGUUGUCUGUUGUAACAAUCAUCGAUGAGGAAGUCUCAGUUCAUUGCACUAUAGCAAGCGAUCCAUUGGAAAAAGUUGUGAUGGGUCAAGAUAUUGAAGAGGACAUGGAAGAUAAAGGGUUAGCCACUGUGCUUGACAUGCAAAAUAUCAGCAUGUGGAAGAAAAGUGUAGAACCUUUGAACAGAGAAUUAGGGCCUUCACGAAAGACUUCUCUAGAAUAA
Molecule: messenger RNA, 1338 nt
Organism: Solanum dulcamara
Lineage: Eukaryota; Viridiplantae; Streptophyta; Magnoliopsida; Solanales; Solanaceae
Exons: 2
Coding region: 1-1338 (445 amino acids)
Source: RefSeq, a predicted model, not a curated record